AUGUCAAAGUGCAGAUUCCUUGAGUAUUUCUGGAGUGAAUUGACUAGGGGCUAUUCGUUGCACAAUGAUCAGACACGCUAUACUGAGAAAAGGCGGAAGGUUUACGCAUUUUUAAGGAUUCCAAUAGAAGUUGAAAGAUUUCUUUUCUAUGGUUUGCUCCAGUGUAUUGAUGCAUUUUGCUAUCUUUUCACAUUCCUUCCAAUCAGAUUCUUUAUGUCAAUUCUUGGUUUCGUACUUCAACUACGUCCGUGGACUUCUGCCGAGACGUGCGACUUCUUCAAAGUUUGGAUCAUAGUUUUGGGGUCCAUCCUUAUGCAACACAUAGAUACUUCUGUUGUUUACCACCAGGUGCGUGGUCAAGGUGUUAUAAAGUUGUACAUUUUUUACAAUAUGUUAGAAGUAGCUGAUAAGUUGUUCAGCAGUUUAGGGCAGGACAUCCUUGACGCACUUUUUUGGACGGCCAAUGAACCAAAAACAUUCAGAAGUGUUGUAAGAACAUCGUGUCACUUUGCUUUCGCUCUAUCUUAUGCAUCGAUACAUACAUUCUUGGUUUUGUUACAGGCGACUACACUGAAUGUUGCAUUCAACUCACACAAUCAGGCUCUCCUAGCUAUAAUGAUGUCCAAUAACUUUGUCGAACUGAAAGGAUCAGUAUUCAAGAAGUUUGCGAAGGCUAAUCUCUUCCAAAUGGCUUGCAGUGAUGUGCGUGAGCGAUUCCAUAUAAUCGCUCUGUUGUUUGUUGUGAUCGUUCGAAACAUGAUGGCAGUCAAUUGGAGUAGUGAACACUUACGAGAAAUGAUGCCGGAUGUCCUUAUGGUUUUUGGAGCCGAAUUACUUGUCGACUGGUUGAAACACGCUUUUAUAACGAAGUUUAAUGAAAUCAAUGCGGAGGUUUAUAGAGAUUUCACUAUUACAAUCGCGUACGAUGUUGUUAGAAGUCGUGAUUCAUCGGCGUUCAGUGACUAUUCUGAUCAGGUCUCUCGAAGGAUGGGAUUUAUUCCUAUCCCACUGUCUAUAAUGCUAAUACGCGUACUUAGCCAGUCAUUCACAUUGCAAAGUAAAACGAGCCUAAUUAUUUUUCUGACCUGGUUGCUUAUGCUUGCAAUAAAAAUAUUUAAUGGCAUAGUUCUACUGGGGAAAGCUUGCGAACACGUUAUGAGCUAUAAGGAAUUGCAAGCUCGAGCUGAAUAUGAACUUUUCCGUAAAAGAAUGGUUCAGAAGAAAAGUAAAAGUGCUCCGAGUUCACCCCACAUAAGUCUAAUAGAUUUUUCUGAUGUGUUGCACCAAACAGCCGGCGUGAAAGGAUUCACUGUAUCGGAUCUGAUGUCCCAAUGGGAGGAUCUAGAGAUUGCUAGUGAAAGACGUAGUAUUGAAAGAGAACGGGAGGAGCGACUGCCAAGAAGGACUCAGAGUCUUGCACAUAUUUCUCGCUCUAAACGAGAUAAAAGCGAACCUCCUCCGUCUAUUCCAGAAGAUAAAAACGAGUUCGUUAUGCUAAAAAUGCCUGUACCAACAACGAACUGCGAUGUCCUCGCUGACGUUACUGCUUAUACAAUGCUCCCACCGGAGCAAGGCGUUGAGCGAAUAGAAUGA
Angiostrongylus costaricensis is the source of this 1593-nucleotide messenger RNA. The record is from the annotation of a GenBank genome assembly. Lineage: Eukaryota; Metazoa; Nematoda; Chromadorea; Rhabditida; Metastrongylidae.